Messenger RNA from Oryza sativa Japonica Group (Japanese rice), 1731 nucleotides. RefSeq lists its product as uncharacterized. The record is from RefSeq and is a predicted model, not a curated record. NCBI's taxonomy places the organism in Eukaryota, Viridiplantae, Streptophyta, Magnoliopsida, Poales, Poaceae.
CCUGCUCAUCCCGAAGCUUCUCUCCUCCUCAGACCUCACCUCCACGUUCUCUCAGGCAAGCGAGCCCCCCCUACCUUGCCUCCGAAGUAACCGCCGCCGCCGCGGCAGCUAGGUCACCGAGCCCGGGCCCACCCUCCCCUCCCCUCCCCCACGCCGGAUGAUCGCCGCCGGCGCCGCCUCGAUGGGCCGCGCCACCGCCACUCCAGCCCACGGGGCCCAUUCGCGGUGGCCCCGCGCCGUCGCGCGCCUCCGCCUCGCGUUCCGCUCCCCGGCGCCCGCGGCCAGCGGCGGCGCGCGGUGGAUAGGCUGCUUCCGCCCGGCGCCACCGGCGGCGGUGAAGGAGGCGAAGGGGAAGCGGCCGGAGGUGGAGAAGGAGCCUGCGCGGGGCGGAGGGGAGGACGUGUGGAGCGCGCAGGCGGAGGCCGAGGUGGCGCAGGGCGGGGGUUUCCCCGAGCACCUCGUCGUCAUGGUCAAUGGCCUCGUCGGGAGCGCGGAUGACUGGAAAUUCGCGGCGGAGCAGUUCGUGAGGCGGAUGCCGGAAAAAGUGAUCGUGCACCGAAGCCAGUGCAAUUCGGCUACACAAACAUUUGACGGAGUUGACCUGAUGGGUGAAAGGUUGGCAAAUGAGGUUUUAUCAGUUGUAGAACAAAGAAGAGGUGUGAAGAAGAUCUCAUUUGUGGCACACUCUCUAGGUGGCCUUGUUGCUAGAUAUGCUAUAGGGAGGCUUUAUGAACCAAAUAACAAAACUAAAUCUUCUUCGGAGAAGAGCAGAGAUGAAGGUGAGCGCUUGGAGGGUUUCAUUGCUGGCUUAGAACCUAUGAAUUUUAUAACCUUUGCCUCACCGCAUCUUGGUUCAAGUGGAAAUAAACAGCUCCCUUUCUUAUGUGGCCUGCCUUUCCUGGAAAGAAGAGCUUCGGAAACUGCACAUUUGCUUGUUGGGAGAACAGGAAAGCAUUUAUUCCUUACAGACAAUGAUGAUGGCAGACGCCCACUCCUCCUUCAAAUGGUUGAUGACUGUGAUGAUAUAAAAUUCAGAUCAGCGUUGCGCUCUUUCAAACGACGUGUGGCAUAUGCUAAUGCAAACUUCGACCAUAUGGUUGGGUGGAGAACGUCAUCAAUCCGUCGCCAACAUGAGCUACCAAAACAUCGACUUCUUGUUCGUGAUGAGAAAUAUCCUCAUAUUGUCCAUGUUGAUAAAGGAGCAACGAACAGUAAUGAAGCAGAAGCUCGUUCUGAUCUUUAUGACCCAGAAGAGGAGAUGAUUAGAGGCCUUACACAAGUACCGUGGGAACGUGUUGAUGUGAGCUUCCAGAAAAGUAGUCAAAGAUUGGUUGCGCAUAACACCAUCCAGGUGAAGAGCUAUUGGCUAAACUCAGACGGCGCGGACGUUAUCAAUCACAUGAUGGAUAAUUUUAUCGUCUAGUCCCUGAACUCUACGUGCUGCACUGUACCAAUAUUCAGAGAAUUUUAGCGAUUGGCAAUUCAAUUUUGCUUAGGUAUUUUUUUUCCCUUGUAGGUUACAGUUCUCAUAGAUAAUGUGAUUCAAUUAUUUAGGUUUCACUCUAAAUGUUUCUGAUCCCCAUUCUUCCCCAUUAACUUAGUUAUCACAUCCAAAGUGUAUCAUAACUUGUACCCUCUACUGUAUCAGAGUACAAUGAAGCUAAUAGAUAUUUCCUGUUGAAUUGUAUUUAUAUGUGCAAACUAUUACAAUAAUCAAACUUAUGUAUUGGA